ACAAGACCUUUGGACCACCCGCGCCCCCGCCGCCCACAAAUCAGUUCAUUUCCAUCUUGAAGAGAAAAUGGCGCGUGUUUUGGUUGGAGUUAAGCGUGUGAUCGACUACGCCGUCAAGGUGCGCGUCAAGCCCGACAAGACCGGCGUGGUCACCCAGGGCGUGAAGCACUCGAUGAAUCCCUUCGACGAGAUCGCCGUGGAGGAGGCGGUGAAGCUGAAGGAGAAGAAGCUGGCCGAGGAGGUGAUCGCCGUCUCCGUGGGCCCUGCCCAGUCGCAGGAGGUGAUCCGCACCGCCCUGGCCAUGGGCGCCGAUCGCGGCGUCCACGUAGAGAUCCCGGCCGCCGAGUACGAGCUUCUGCAGCCCAUCCACGUUUCCAAGAUCCUGGCCAAGUUGGCUCUGGACGAAAAAGCCGACCUGGUCAUCCUUGGCAAGCAGGCCAUCGACGACGACGCCAACCAGACGGCCCAGAUGACCGCCGCCGUGCUCGACUGGCCGCAGGGCACCUUCUGCAACAAGAUCGAGAAGACGGACGCCGGUCUGACCAUCACCCGUGAGAUUGACGGCGGCCUGGAGACAAUCAAGACCAAGACCCCGGCUGUGCUGAGCGCCGAUCUGCGUCUGAACACCCCUCGCUACGCCACGUUGCCGAACAUCAUGAAGGCCAAGAAGAAGCCUCUCAAGAAGGUCACGGCCAAGGAUCUCGGCGUGGACACCUCGCCCCGCAUCGAGGUCAUCUCCGUGGAGGAUCCUCCAGUGCGCCAGGCCGGCGCCACCGUCGCCGACGUGGAUGCCCUGGUGGCCAAGCUGAAGGAGGGCGGCCACAUCUAGAUGUUCUUCAACUAGCAAAUUCCGGAGAGUCGGAUUUGCUGACAGGCUUUAAAUUUCCCUGAAUUCAACCCACACCCGUGUGCUUUAAGUGAACUCUAAAUUGGAAUUUAUUCUCGUUGUGUCCAGCUCUAAGAAUAAAGUGAUUGUAAGCUCUGAAA
Molecule: messenger RNA, 987 nt
Organism: Drosophila sechellia
Lineage: Eukaryota; Metazoa; Arthropoda; Insecta; Diptera; Drosophilidae
Gene: Etfb
Product: Electron transfer flavoprotein beta subunit
Exons: 4
Coding region: 68-829 (253 amino acids)
Biological process (GO): fatty acid beta-oxidation using acyl-CoA dehydrogenase; amino acid catabolic process
Cellular component (GO): mitochondrion
Molecular function (GO): electron transfer activity
Source: RefSeq, a predicted model, not a curated record